AUGGGAGCUGUAUGCAGCAGACUCAACAAAGACGCAUCCAAAGAGCCCGCGGCGCCGCGACUCCCGUCGCCAGCUACCGCCGCAGAUGCGAAAGCAGCGACACCUGGUGAAUCGCAAGCGCAAGGUGAAGCUGCUGGGCAGUCAACCGCUCCUGGUGCUCAGCCGAAGCCGCAGGGGCGUCCCAUUCCUUCAGCGAUGGACGAAUUCAAGCCUGGAUCUGGCGCUGGAGUGUACCUGUUGGAGUUUCCAGAGCCUCAGACGUCGCUCGUGUCUCAAUAUGCCCACGAAGUCCCGACCACCCAGGGCACCGUGCUGCUACAGGUGAAGGCGCCCCCCUACAGCCCGAUCCCCAAAACUCGCUUUGUCCUGCAGGGAGGGAAGAGAGUUCUGCGCCCGAAUAUCGAGGCAAUGAAAGAUACUCCUGGUGUGAAGGCAAAAUACUGCGAGGUCAUCAUGGCUUUUGUUAACCUUGCGUCAACCUACAAUGGUUUCCUGUGGGCAUCUUCUCAUCUGGACACAGCCAAACAGCCCUUCAGUAUCUUCUACUUGGAGCGCAUCAAGAAGGCACCUGUGAUUUCAGACGAACCCUUGCCUGAAAUGGAGAAUUCGAUGCCCAUUGGAGGUCGAAUAGUUCAGAAGGAAAUCGAAAAGCCUGCUGAGACCGUCCAUUUGGUGAAGCAGGGAGGGGAGGGCGAGCCCAAACAGGAGGGCGAAGACACGAAGGCGACGAGCGAGGACGUCGAGGGUCAGAAAGCACCAGAAGGUGAUGGGAAGGAAGACAAGAACGCAGAGGCUGCCGAAAAGGCGCAGGAAGGUGAAAAAAAAGAGGAGGGAGAAAAGGCUGACGAGGCGAAGGAAGAGACCAACAAAGAGGAGGCCAAACAGGAAGAACAUAUCGAAGAGGGAUUGUACGUGCGCUUUUUGGGUCCGGACUCCAGCGUAGGCUAUCGGUUAUUGGCUAGCUGUGGCAUUGUCCCACUUCCUCUUGAGAAGGCGAAAGAGCUUAUCAGUGAGGACAAACGGGUUGAGGACAUCGAGGCGAUCAAGACUGUCGUCACUAAAGCAGGCGGCGGCAAGUGGGAACAGGGCGGGUGUAGCUUCAGUAAUAGCCUUCAAAUUGUGCAGCGGGGGUGCCAAGGCAAAGAAACUUGUCAGUUCAAGGCAUACACCGAACUAUUCUUGGUGGAGGGAAUCACAGACCCUUGCCCAAGCCUGAAGAAUCCGUUCCUUGCGGUUGACUACGGAUGUGUCCCCGUGAGUCGGCCGGCACCACUUUUUGACACGAAGGCAGUGGCGUUCCGGACUGGCGUAACCCCGCAUUAUCUACUUCUGGCGGAGCACACGACAUCUUGUCCGCCGACGUCGAAAAUAGAAGUGUCGCCGACUGAAGCCGCGGAGGUGUAUAGCCUGAAUGACGCGCGGUCGGUGUGCAAUCUGCAUCAGCAGUGCUCUCAUUUCAUCUGGGACUUCAAAAACCGCCAAGCCACUUUCUGCUCUGGGGAUAGGUGGAAGACAGCGGAAAAGAGCAGUGGGUUCACAAUCGGUAUAAAGCCUUCAGAAUUCAGUAUCCCCGGCUACGCUGUCUACCUUAACUACGUUGGCAUAUGUACGGAGCCAAACAUUCUAGACAAACGGAAAACUACCAUCCCCAUGCAAGAUGGACCAGCCCUCUGCACCGCUCGAAGAAAAUGUGAAUUCUGGACAGCAAGCACCUCUGCGGGGCUGGUGUCCCUCCCGGGAUACACUCACCAACUGUGGCUGUGCAGCGGAACCCCUACAAUGAUCCCUAGAGACGGUUUCGUAUUCGCUGCGAAGGCGCAGGAUCUGGAGGGUAUACGGCCAGACGCGCUUCUGGGAGAGCUGGCCCAACCAAGUGAAAUAGACGUAUUCCAAUUCUCUCAGGGCUAUCCCACUCCAUCAGAGGCCGACAGAGCAAAAGCCGUAAGACGUCCUGAGGACUCGCGGCUCGCUGGCCAGAUUUACUAG
Molecule: messenger RNA, 1986 nt
Organism: Besnoitia besnoiti
Lineage: Eukaryota; Apicomplexa; Conoidasida; Eucoccidiorida; Sarcocystidae
Exons: 15
Coding region: 1-1986 (661 amino acids)
Source: RefSeq, a predicted model, not a curated record